Molecule: messenger RNA, 1733 nt
Organism: Coffea eugenioides
Lineage: Eukaryota; Viridiplantae; Streptophyta; Magnoliopsida; Gentianales; Rubiaceae
Product: non-specific phospholipase C4-like
Exons: 4
Coding region: 44-1594 (516 amino acids)
Biological process (GO): phospholipid catabolic process
Molecular function (GO): hydrolase activity, acting on ester bonds
Source: RefSeq, a predicted model, not a curated record
UAUCAAAGCAUAAUAUAGGAACAGAGAAAGAACACCAUCAAGAAUGGGUUCAGAACCUCCAAAUCCAUACCCCAUCAAAACAGUUGUAGUACUAGUCCAAGAAAAUCGAUCAUUUGAUCACAUGCUAGGUUGGAUGAGAACCCUUAAUCCAGAAAUCAAUGGUGCCACCGGAACUGAGUCCAACCCUCUCUCCACCGCGCAAACAUCCAAUAACCUCCUUCUCUUCGGUGACAAAUCAGUAUAUGUUGAUCCAGACCCCGGCCAUUCAAUCCAAGACAUUUUUGAGCAAAUUUUUGGGGUGCCAUGGAGCCAAGACGUUGCGUCCAAGAAACUAGAGCCAAGCAUGCAAGGAUUUGCUCAAAAUGCAGAGAGAAAUAAAAAAGGCAUGUCUGAAACAGUGAUGAAUGGAUUCAGACCGGAAGCUGUUCCGGUUUAUAAAGAGUUGGUGUCGGAGUUUGCUGUUUGUGAUCGGUGGUUUGCAGCUGUUCCGGCUUCCACGCAGCCUAAUCGGUUGUUUGUGCACUCAGCCACGUCUCAUGGUCUUACCAGUAAUGAUACAAAGAUAUUGGUUGAAGGGCUUCCUCAGAAAACCAUAUUUGAAUCAUUGGAUGAGGCCGGACAUAGCUUUGGAAUAUACUAUCAGUACCCUCCAUCAACACUCUUCUACAGGAAUCUUCGAAAAUUGAAGUACAUAAAGAACUUUCAUCCCUUUGAUCUCACUUUUAAAAGGCAUUGCAAAGAGGGAAAGCUGCCAAACUAUGUAGUAGUUGAACAAAGGUAUUUUGACUUGAAGAUAUUGCCAGGGAAUGAUGAUCACCCUUCUCAUGAUGUCUUUGAGGGCCAAAAUUUUGUCAAAGAAGUCUAUGAGGCAUUGAGAUCAAGUCCCCAGUGGAAUGAAAUGUUGUUCAUAAUCAUAUAUGAUGAGCAUGGUGGUUUCUUUGAUCAUGUGCCAACACCGGUCACUGGUGUUCCAAGCCCAGAUGACAUCGUUGGUCCUGAGCCUUACAAAUUUCAGUUUGAUCGCUUAGGUGUUCGGGUUCCUUCCAUUAUGGUAUCCCCUUGGAUUGAGAAAGGAACUGUGUUACAUGGGCCUUCAGGACCAUAUCCUACAUCCGAGUUCGAACAUUCCUCAAUACCUGCAACUGUUAAGAAAAUCUUCAACUUGAAAGAGUUUCUUACCAAGCGCGACGCAUGGGCUGGUACUUUUGAGUCUGUGAUCAGCAGAGAGACUCCAAGAACUGAUUGUCCAGUAACUUUGCCGGAACCAGUCAGAUUAAGGGAGACUGAAGCAAAAGAAGAUGCUAAAUUAACGGACUUCCAGAAAGAAUUGGUUCAGAUGUCAGCAGUUUUAGGGGGAGACCACAUAAAGGACACUUAUCCGCACAAACUAGUGGAAGACAUGACUGUCGCUACAGCCGCGGAUUAUGUUCAUAAUUCCUUCAAGAGAUUCUUAGAUGAAUGUGAGAGAUUGAGGCAAAAUGGAGCAGAUGAAUCUACUAUUUGUUCUUUACCAGCAGAUCUACCAGAGAAACAAGCAAAAUCUCCUUCUUUUGUUUCCAAAUUCUUUUCUUGUAUAGCUUGCAAUAACUCUUAAACCCUGAAGCUGCUAGCAUUCGAUCUGCAGUCAUAUGAUGAAUGUUUCUCAAUCUUCGUUACACAUGAAAAACUCACUAGUUUGUUGUAUUUGGUCUUUGUUUUUAAGUGUAAAGGGAUAACGCACUCCUGAAGUUGUU